CACACACUCACACACACACACUCACUCACACACACGCUCACACACACACACCGGCAUCAUGCUGUCGGCCGUGGCUAAGCUGUGCUGUGGGAUUUCAUACCAACAUCUCCGGAGUGUGACAGGUCUGCAGCGUACGGCCAUGGCAGCUUUAGGGCAGGAAAUCGCCCACAUGCAGAAGACAGGAAGAGUGUCAGUGGGGAGCAGGAGCUGGGACGUGGCGUGGAGCUGGAGGAACAUCAGCGAGGAGACGGAGCGGACAGACGGACGGCGUGAUGGCGUGGAGGACACGGACCUGUCGUACCAGCAGCAGGGACAGGAAGCUCUACAGAGAGCGCUGGACAUCACACGGAACGUUGACGGCUGGAGGACGGAAAUCACAGAGGACAGUGGUGACGUGAUCUACAGUAAAGUGGUUCAGGGGAACCGUAAGGUGUUCAGACUGGAGGCUGAACUCGACGCCUCUCCUGAUGAGUUAUACGAGGUUCUGUUUGUUAAAGUGGAGGAGAUGAACGAGUGGAACCCCAGCAUCGCACACAUCAAGGUCCUGAAACACAUAGGGAAGGAAACCAUGGUAACGCACGAGGUUUCAGCGGGAAAAGCGGGGAAUCUUAUUGGUCAGCGGGAUUUCCUGAGUGUCAGGCAUUCGCUGAAGACGAAGCGUUGUAUUUACCUGGGCGGAGCUGCGACUCACCUGGAGGCUUUUCCACCGCAGCCAGGAUUCAUCAGAGCUGAAGAUGGUCCCACGUGUAUCAUAAUCCAGCCGUCACCAGGCUGCGCUGGAAAGAGCAAGUUCACCUGGCUGCUCAACAUGGACGUGAAGGGCUGGCUUCCUAAAUCUUUGGUGAAUCAGGCGCUCCCUCAGGCUCAACUCGACUUCACGAGACACCUACGAAGACGACUGGAGAUGAGCAGGAAAUGAGCUGUUGCUAACACACACACACACACACACACACACACACACACACACACACACACACAUGCACAAUUGGACUAAAAUCAUCCUGACAUUCAGGUUCAAAAGUCUGAAUGAGGGACCAAAAAACUGGUUACAUUUCACUGUAUCAAACACACAGAUGAUGAUGAAGAUGAAGAUGAAGAUGAUGAUGAUGAUGAUGAUGAUGAUAUAGGAAUGAUGACAUGAAACACAAACCUCAUCUGUAGUUCCGUUUUCUUUUUUCCCAACAGAAAGCUCAGAUGUGGAAAAUGAUCAUUUUAAUUAUUCCUCAUUAAGGUUUACUCACAUGAACAUUCUUAAAUAAAAAUUAAAAAAAUCAAAUCAAAUUGAUCUAAUGUUCCUGAUUAUGAGAUUAUAUAACUAAUAUACAAUUAUGACUAAUCUUUACAUUUUUUUCUAAUUUCAAACUUUAAAUCAUUUAAGAAUGUUUUGAUUUAAUGCUUUCACAAAAGUCCCUUGUAGAAUCUGUGAAAUAUUUCCACACGGCCGACAUUUUCAUUUUCAGAAGAAAGAAGUCAUUUUUCAGAUGUUUCACAAAAUACAGCAAUAAAUAGCAAUUUGCAGAAUGUAAUUUGAUGACAGAAGAAAAAAAUAUAUAAAAUAAAAUACUACACUUCCUAUCCAUAUCAUUCCAAAUAUCACAUUUCUAUAAAGUUACAUCCCUAAUUCCUAAUAAAUCUAUUGAACUGACGUUAACUUACUCAAUCAUACUGUACAUUGGUUUAUAGCUGCUAUAAUGUC
Messenger RNA from Pangasianodon hypophthalmus (striped catfish), 1696 nucleotides. It is a transcript of the gene star2, whose product is annotated as steroidogenic acute regulatory protein 2. Gene Ontology annotation, cellular component: mitochondrion; mitochondrial intermembrane space. Lineage: Eukaryota; Metazoa; Chordata; Actinopteri; Siluriformes; Pangasiidae. The transcript is spliced from 7 exons. The record is from RefSeq and is a predicted model, not a curated record. Gene Ontology annotation, biological process: intracellular cholesterol transport; steroid biosynthetic process; regulation of steroid biosynthetic process. The coding region runs from base 59 to 919 and encodes 286 amino acids. Gene Ontology annotation, molecular function: cholesterol transfer activity; cholesterol binding.